Molecule: messenger RNA, 404 nt
Organism: Crotalus tigris (Tiger rattlesnake)
Lineage: Eukaryota; Metazoa; Chordata; Lepidosauria; Squamata; Viperidae
Product: 28S ribosomal protein S28, mitochondrial-like
Exons: 2
Coding region: 57-404 (115 amino acids)
Cellular component (GO): mitochondrial small ribosomal subunit
Source: RefSeq, a predicted model, not a curated record
GAAAGUUACCACUUCCGGUGUGGGCGGAGUUUGGUCAGCCGCGGUUGGAUUUAGUCAUGGUAGUUGCCGCUCUCUUAGCUGCUGCUGGUGGACGAACUCUACAUCGGGGAGCUUCUACGGUAGGAAGACGCGUCUCCUGCGCCAGUCCUGGGGUGACGCUUGGCUGUCGCCGGGAGGCUUCUUCAAAAGAAGGGGAAGUUGGCGGCGAUAGCGGAAGCAAGGUGCCUUCCAAGAAUGUGGAAUCCUUUGCAUCAAUGUUGAGGUCCUGCCCUUUAAUUCAGAUGGGGCCUGCCAAAGACAAAAUUGUCACGGGACAAAUUUUUUACAUAUUAGAAGAUGAUCUGUACAUUGAUUUUGGUGGCAAAUUUCAUUGUGUUUGCAAGCGACCAGCAGAUGGCAAGUAA